This is a messenger RNA of Sinocyclocheilus rhinocerous, 5009 nucleotides long. Its product is annotated as transmembrane and TPR repeat-containing protein 2-like. Gene Ontology annotation, biological process: protein O-linked glycosylation via mannose. Gene Ontology annotation, molecular function: mannosyltransferase activity; protein binding. The transcript has 13 exons. NCBI's taxonomy places the organism in Eukaryota, Metazoa, Chordata, Actinopteri, Cypriniformes, Cyprinidae. The record is from RefSeq and is a predicted model, not a curated record. Gene Ontology annotation, cellular component: endoplasmic reticulum membrane.
ACCACACGCGGCUCAAUCACGACAUUUAUUCGGCGUCCACUAUGCAUCAUCUCAACACUCUCGGUGUAAGGACGUCCAAACACAGUCGAGCGUACUGUAAAUACUGUAUGUGCACCAUCCACUCUAGCCUACGGGAUUCUCUCCGCAAAUAACAUGGGUUAAGAGGAGGAUGUCUGGAUAAUGCAUUUCAACUCUUUGCAAGGAUGGGGACUCGGAUAUUGUUUUUUGGCAAAGGCAUUUUGACAAAGACGAAGAGAGAAAUCAAAGAAGGGCUUUAAUAUCAUCCUUCUACUCUUUAAAUUCCUUUCCUUCUUUUCUUUUUUGAGAGAUGAUCGCAGAGUUGGUGUGCAGCGCCGUGGCACUGCUCCUGUAUGUCAACACACUGGACGCCGAUUUCUGCUACGAUGACAGCCGUGCUAUCAAGACCAACCAGGACCUUCUCCCUGAAACGCCUUGGAUCAACAUCUUCUACGAUGACUUCUGGGGGACACUUCUCACCCACAGUGGUAGCCACAAGUCCUACCGCCCGCUCUGCACGCUCUCUUUUCGACUCAACUACGCCCUGGGUGGCAUAGAUCCCUGGGGUUACCACCUGGUCAAUGUGGUUCUACACUGCACCACGACCGCCCUGUUCUCUAGCCUCUCAAGCCUGCUGCUGGGGUCGGGUUGCUGGAGCCUGCUGGCCGGGCUUCUCUUUGCCGCUCACCCCAUCCACACCGAGGCUGUGGCGGGCAUCGUGGGCCGGGCCGACGUGGGAGCCGCCCUCUUCUUCCUCCUGGCAAUGCGCUGCUACAUACGCCACUGCUCCCUGAGGACGAGCGGUGCCCAUGGAUGGAGUUGGACGUGGGUCUUGGGCACCUUGGCGUGUGCUUCCUGUAGCAUGCUGUGGAAGGAACAAGGCGUGACGGUGCUGGCCGUGGCUGGCAUGUACGACGUGUUUGUCUUCAACAGGUUGAAGCUGCAGCAGGUUCCCGCGCUCUUCCAGAAGAAGAAGAACCUGCACUUGCUGUUGAGCAUUUUUCUGCUGGGCUUCUGGGGUGUCAUCCUUUUGGCUUGCCGUCUUUACUGGAUGGGAAACAAACCUCCGAACUUCUCCAACUCGGACAACCCUGCAGCAGACUGUCCUUGUUUCCUAACUAGGACGCUAACAUUCUUUUUUCUCCCUACAAUGAACGUUUGGCUCCUCCUGUGCCCUGACAUGCUAAGUUUUGAUUGGUCAAUGGAUACUCUGCCUCUUGUGCGGAGCCUUGCAGAUUGGCGAAACCUCCACACCGUGGCCUUCUACACCUCGCUUCUAGCGCUGGCAUGGUUUGGGCUUUGCCAUUACCCAACCAAAAGCAAGGAGACCAAUGGGAAAGCACAUCAUGUAGCAAACGGGAAGUCCACAAACGGACACAGUUGUAGCUCUGAUUAUGAACACUCAACUUUUUACUCAAACUCCGUGCAGAUGAAUGGAACAAAUGGUACUGCAAAACACUAUUCAUCGUCUUUGCCCACCACAGAGAGUUUGGUGGUCUUCUCAUUGGGUCUGCUGGCCAUUCCCUUUAUCCCUGCCACCAACCUAUUCUUCUAUGUAGGCUUCGUGGUGGCGGAGCGAGUACUGUACAUCCCUAGUAUGGGCUUCUGCCUGUUGGUAGCAGUGGGGAUGAGAGCUUUAUAUGUCAGAUUGAGGAGGAAGUCCUCCAGAACUUUGGUGCUAGGCUGCUCAGCAGCCCUGGUCCUUCUUUUUGGGAUUAAGACAGUGUUGAGGAACCGUGACUGGCAGAAUGAGGAGAUGCUAUACAAGUCAGGGAUAUCUGUGAACCCUGCUAAAGUUUUUAGUAAUAUUUUGAAUGUUUUGAAUAAUUAUUAAAAGGUGGUGGAGGCCGAGCGAGCCUACAGGAACGCUCUGUACUACCGGAGGAACAUGGCUGACAUGUUGUAUAACCUGGGUCUGUUGCUCCAGGAAAACAACAGAUUCUCAGAGGCCCUCCACUACUAUAAGCUGGCCAUUGGGAGCAGGCCAACGCUGGCUUCUGCCUACUUGAACACAGGGAUUGUCCUGAUGAACCAGGGCCGUCUAGAAGAGGCCAAGCGCACUUUUGUCACUUGUGCCGAUAUCCCAGAUGAAAACCUGAAGGAUCCUCAUGCACAUAAGAGCUCAGUCACCAGCUGCCUGUAUAACCUGGGAAAGCUUCUUCAUGAGCAGGGCCACCAGGAGGAGGCCAUAUCUGUAUAUAAAGAAGCGAUUCAGAAGAUGCCCAGGCAGUUUGCCCCACAGAGCCUUUAUAAUAUGAUGGGAGAGGCCUACAUGAGGCUGAACAAACUGACGGAGGCAGAACACUGGUAUAAGGAAUCCCUCCGAGCCAAACCAGACCAUAUACCUGCACACCUCACUUACGGCAAGCUCCUGGCAAUGACGGGUCAGAAAACGGAAGCGGAGAAGUUCUUUCUCAAGGCGAUCGAGCUCGAUCCCACUAAAGGGAACUGCUAUAUGCAUUAUGGUCAGUUUUUGCUGGAGGAGUCGCGGCUUUUGAAGGCCGCUGAAAUGGCAGAGAAAGCCGCCCAGUUGGACAGUGAAGAAUUUGAUGUGGUUUUCAGUGCAGCUCACAUGCUCAGGCAAGCCAGCCUCAAUGAUGCCGCUGAAAAGUACUACAGACAAGCAGCCAACCUGAAACCCAAUUAUCCCGCAGCCCUCAUGAACCUCGGAGCCAUUCUCCAUCUCAACGGCAAACUCCAAGAAGCGGAGGCCAAUUAUCUGCGAGCCUUGCAGCUGAAGCCGGACGACACCAUCACUCAGUCCAACUUGCGGAAGCUGUGGAACAUCAUGGAAAAACAGGGCUUGAGGACCAUGGCUCCUUGACUUGGACAUAUUUGAUGGAGCACCUUCACUGAGGUUGUAAAGGAGAUGUUCUCUCGGAGCUCUCACUAAUGAGGUAAUCAACAUCCUAGGGCUUCAAUCCUGGGUUACCUCAUGGGACGCUUGAACAUAUGAGAGCAACUACAUCUGGUAAAACCAACAAUCUAGAACUGUGGAGCUCCCCAGACAUGUCGGGAGUUGUUAACUUGAAGUGGCCCAUAGAUACAUACUUGAAGUCUCAUGAUAAAUUAGAUUUUAAUUAGUUAGUCAAUGCUUAAUAGUCUUGAAGGGCAAUAUUUGUCCUGAGGCUGUAUGAAAUUGAGAAGGAAUGAGAGUGCUACAACCCCCAUGAGGCUAUACUCUGCAUGUACAGUACAUUUCUUCAUUCAUAUGAUUGGAAUCAUUAAUAUUUAAUGAGCACGUCAUGGCUGAUGGAAACGCGAAAAAAAUCAUAUCAUCGAAACAUCAACAAAAUAAUGAGAUAAAUAGACCAAACAUGUCAUAAACGUUUCUCACUGUAAAAAAAACAAGCAUUCAUUGUGUCAAAAUGAUCGAUUUGUGAGGUUGUAGACUUAAUGACACUGUACAUAGUAGCACGGAUGAUAUGUGAAGCUUGCGGAAUUUUUUGCAAAUGCAUUUGCACGUUCCAUCAACGUUCCAUCGAUCCAGACACACCUGCCCACGACACUAGAUAACUUCUGGGUUCAAGAAAUUGGAUCCAUUUGAUUAAUCUUGCCAAAAUGACAGGAAAACAGGAAAGGGACAUUCGAUAAGCUAUAUAGCCUGAAGGAAAUGUUAGAAAUUGAACUCGCAAGCUCUCUUUCUUCUAUGUUCGAGUGUAUAAAUGGAACCUAAUAUAUAAAAUGACACGUUACACAGCGUGAUGUUGUUGCUCAAACACGGAAAACAGUGAGGCAGAAUCAUUAUAUACAACGUUUAGAAUUGUUUAGUUCAUUCUGCAAUUACUUUUUCAUAAUUGUCUUUGUUCGUCCUUGUUUCUGAUUUCCAACUUUGUAUAUGUAGUGAGUAGGAAUAAUUGGUGAUCCCACCAAUUUUUUUUUUACGAAGGAUUUUUUGCGAUACGAGCCUUCUCACCAUCACGUUAAAAAAUGAAGUGAAAAUUUUGACCCAAAAAUGAAAUUCUGUUGUUUCUCGCCCUCGAACCCAUUCUGUUGAACACAAGAAAAACUGAGAAAUUAAGAAAAAAAUGGUGCAUCUUUUCAAUUCAAUUACAAUGGAAGCUUUCAAUCUUCAGAAAGGACUAAAAGCGCCAUAAAAGUUUGCUUUUAUUUUAUUUCAAGUAGUUCAUAGUGGUUUUUAUUUUUUACUUUAGGUUUUAGUUAACUAUGUCAUGUACCAUAUUCCACAUUUUCUGAAGCUGUACUAUAGCUUUGUGUGAUAAAUUAUUAUAGAAAUGUCUUAUAAACAUCUUAUUUGAUGCUUUUGCAAAAUUUCAGUCCCCCGUUCAUUGCAAUAGCAUGGAAAUGAGCAACCAAAUGUAUUUGGAAUGACAUGAGGGUGAAAAAAAUAAAACAGAAUUUAAAUUUUUGGGUGAACGAUCCCUUUACAGUCGGACGGAGUCAGUAUUAACUUAUUCCCUUUUGUGUUGUCUUGAUGAAAAAAAAAGGAAAAGAGAGGAGAAAAAAAGCAGCUGGCUCUGUGUUAUAUGUCAAAAGUGUAUGAAAUAUUUCUGAUUCAAGAUGCCCUUUUUUAAAUAUGUUUUUAAGCUGAACUAAUUCAUCCAUUGUUUCAAUGAGACAUGUGUAACGGGAGCAUUUUCAAGGGAAUAAACCCAGAAUUUGUGAUGCAUUUGUCUAGACGGUCUCUCAGACAAACCGGUUUCUUCACAUUUCUGUACUUCCAUUGUCUUCUCUUUCCCCCCAAAGUUAAUGAAUCCAAAUGCAAAUAAUAGCCAAUAUUCUGGUCUUUCUAAUGUUAUACUGAUUAGAAAAUAGCAUUUCUAAACUAGUACUGGACAUUGACAUAAUCAUGCAGUAUAUUAAAAGUAUAGUUGGCCCAAUUUAAAAUCCUGUAAUAAUUUACUCGCCCUCAUGUCAUUCCAAAGCUGACUUUUUUUAUCUGCAGAACACCGAAUAAGAUUUUAAAGAACAGCUUUGUGACAACAUGAGAGUGAGUAAUGUACUCGCACUCAGGCCAUCCAAGAUGUAGU